Molecule: messenger RNA, 767 nt
Organism: Amoebophrya sp. A120
Lineage: Eukaryota; Dinophyceae; Syndiniales; Amoebophryaceae
Source: the annotation of a GenBank genome assembly
AUGCAGAGGAGACCCAUGUGCUUCACUACAUUUUUAAGGGCAGAACCUUUAUACGAUAUUCAUACUAACGUGUUUCUUUUCUUCAACUCCAUUUUUCAUUUCCAAAAAGUAUUAAAACUAAAACUAGUAUGAACAAGGUAACAAGGAACCUAGACGUGACCGGGGGGGUCACGUCCGUCCAGCCGGCCGGACGGACGGCACGUGACCGGGGGUCGGUCGUGGUCGAGGUGGCUGCUGUGGGCCGCGAACCCAGGCGACUAAAAAAAGGGUCAUGAGCUCGGCACUUCACUGAAGAACUGCCUCUCUUCGUCACGCUCCGCCCCCGGUCACGCGGCCGGGGGCUGUCAGCUAGCUCAAAAAAAAGGUCAUGAGUUCGGUCUUUCACGGAAAAAGGCGCGGCUCGUGCCCCUGGUCCGCCGUCGGUGACGCGCCGGCCGGGGGCUUCUAGCUACUGUGGGCCACAGUUCAGGAGCGCCGAACUCGCCCCGAGGCCGGACUGCCCCCGGUCACGUGCCGUCCGUCCGGCCGGACGGACGGACGUGACCCCCCCGGUCACGUCCAACUUCCUUGUUGCCCUGUUCUAUAACCACGACCAGAUCGAUGACGCGCUGGUGGUGGCUAUGCACUUUGCAUAGCAAGGCUUGCCGGUUGGCGGUCGAGCCAGCACAUGUAUGAUCAAGCUGAUCCCCACUACAGCUCUUAUGCGGCUUACCUACUUUUUACUUUAUGAAUGCUUUUUACCAAGUAUAGGAAGUGAUUGUUUCGAG